UCCGUCUCCCUGUUCAGACUCCAUGGAAAGGGUAGGCCACGAAAUCCAUUGCGCAUGCUCAAUGCGCAGUGGAAGCCAUGUUGGAGCUACAGUGGAGUCGGGUUGGGAUUUUCUGACGCCGUAUGUUUUUCUUAAAAUAUCUGUUUUCGUAUAUUGUUGGAGUUCGUCAACCGUGCGCGACCGGCGCCGUAAUCGGCAGUGGAAAUGAUGAACUCCAGUGUCGACCUGUCCCGGCGGAAUCCGCAGGAGGAUUUCGAGCUGAUCCAGAGGAUAGGAAGCGGCACAUACGGAGAUGUGUACAAGGCACGUAAUGUAAACACAGGAGAGCUGGCUGCUAUCAAAGUCAUCAAGCUGGAACCGGGUGAGGACUUUGCUGUUGUCCAGCAGGAGAUUAUAAUGAUGAAGGACUGUAAACACUCCAACAUCGUUGCCUAUUUUGGCAGUUAUCUCCGGAGAGAUAAGUUAUGGAUCAGUAUGGAGUACUGUGGAGGAGGUUCUCUGCAGGACAUCUAUCACAUAACUGGGCCUUUGUCAGAGUCACAGAUAGCCUACAUGUCACGAGAGACCCUGCAGGGUUUAUACUAUCUACACAAUAAAGGCAAAAUGCACAGAGAUAUCAAGGGAGCCAACAUCCUCCUGACAGACAAUGGCUAUGUUAAACUAGCUGACUUUGGUGUAUCAGCCCAGAUCACAGCAACUCUAGCCAAGAGGAAGUCAUUCAUUGGAACUCCUUACUGGAUGGCCCCAGAGGUAGCUGCAGUGGAGAGGAAAGGAGGUUACAAUCAGCUUUGUGAUAUCUGGGCUGUGGGCAUCACUGCAAUAGAGCUGGCUGAACUACAGCCACCCAUGUUUGACUUGCACCCCAUGAGGGCUCUGUUCUUGAUGACCAAGAGCAAUUUCCAGCCUCCUAAGUUGAAAGAUAAACUCAAGUGGACAAAUAAUUUCCACCAUUUUGUCAAACUAGCCUUGACCAAGAAUCCAAAGAAGAGGCCCACAGCUGAAAAACUCCUGCAGCACCCUUUUGUGUCCCAGCCCCUCAGCAGGACGCUGGCGAUCGAGCUGUUGGACAAAGCCAACAACCCCGACCACAGCACCUACAACGACUUCGAUGAUGACGACCCCGAGCCUGAGUUUAAGUACAGGGGUCAUUUCCUACCCAUAAGCCCUGGUGCUCGACGUGCACCCCGUUUUGCGGCCCGUAGGAAGUCUCCGGUCUCUGUUCCUCAUCGUAUUCGUUCCACCAGCAGGAGCACUAGGGAAGGGAAGACGCUGUCUGAGAUUAACUUUGGUCAGGUGAAGUUUGAUCCUCCAUUGAGAAAGGAGACAGAACCCCAUCAUGAGCCGGACCUGCAGUUGGAGUAUGGUCACGAUUCACCGAGUCUACUGGGAGGAAACAAGAGCCUUCUCAAAUCUGUGGAGGAAGAGCUUCAGCAGAGGGGCCAUGUGGCACACUUAGGGGAUGAUGAGGAUGAGGAUGAUGAUGGUGCAGAUGAUGAUGAAACUCACACUCAUAAAUCAAGCACUAUCAUGAGGCCAAAGGUCCCACCCCCGCUUCCCCCCAAGCCCAAGUCCAUCUGCACGUCCCAGCAGCAGCAGCAGCAGCAGCAACAAAAACAAGACGACAGCCACAGCGAGGACGACGGUGGAGGGGGAGGGACCAUCAAACGCUGUCCGGUCCCAGAGACGGCAAGCCCGGCCAAGCCCGCCUCGAACGUCCCCCCGCGGCCCCCGCCCCCGAAGCUGCCGCCCCACCGCCGCAGCAGCCUAGGUAACGAGAGCCCGAAGCACGCGGACGUCGAAAACUCUGCCCCAGAGGAUGAUGGGAGCUUUAGGCAUUUCUGGGAGUGGCUCCACACGCCUCACACAGAGGAGGAGCUGGAGGAGGCGUGGGAGGUGCUGAAGGAGGUGAAAGAGGAGCAGGAAAAAGAGGAGGAAAAGGAAGAGAGUAAUGGGCUGAGCUCUUCACACAAUGGUGAGAGGGACAGUCCCGCAGACAGACAGUCCACCAUGCCCCCUAGUGUCCCCAUACGGAAAGACAAGAAGGAUGUACCGAAGCCAAUCAGUAAUGGCCUCCCUCCUACACCCAAAGUCCAUAUGGGUGCAUGUUUCUCCAAGGUGUUCAAUGGCUGUCCUCUGAAGAUCCACUGUGCCACUUCUUGGAUCAACCCUGACACCAGAGACCAGUAUUUGAUAUUUGGAGCUGAAGAGGGGAUCUAUACAUUAAACCUUAAUGAGCUACAUGAGACCACAAUGGAACAGCUCUUCCCUCGGCGAUGUACCUGGCUAUAUGUCAUGAACAACUGUCUUCUUUCCAUAUCUGGAAAAGCCUCCCAGCUGUACUCCCAUAGUCUGAGUGGUCUGUUCGAACAGGCCAGACAGUUACAGAAGUUACCAGUAGCCAUUCCCACACACAAGCUGCCUGAUAAGAUGAUUCCCAGGAAGUUUGCUGUGUCCAAUAAAAUUCCAGACACUAAAGGGUGCCAAAAGUGUUGUGUAGUGCGUAACCCAUACACAGGCCAUAAGUACCUGUGUGGAGCCUUCCAGUCCAGUGUCAUGCUGUUGGAGUGGGUGGAGUCCAUGCAGAAGUUCAUGCUCAUCAAGAAUAUCGACUUCCCGUUGCCAUGUCCAUUGGAGGUCUUUGAGAUGUUGGUGGUCCCAGAGCAGACCUAUCCUCUGAUCUGCGUGGCAGUCAGUAAAGGCACCGAACUCAACCAGGUGGUCCGGUUCGGCACUGUGAACCCCAACUCUACCUCCUCCUGGUUCACAGAAGCAGACACACCACAGACGUGUGUGAUCCAUGUCACUCAGCUAGAGAGAGACACCAUCCUAGUCUGUCUUGACAGGUGUAUAAAGAUAGUGAACCUCCAGGGCCGGUUGAAAUCCAGCAGAAAGCUGUCAGCCGAGCUGACCUUCAACUUCCAGAUCGAAUCCAUAGUUUGUCUCCAAGACAGUGUAUUGGCCUUCUGGAGGCAUGGCAUGCAGGGACGGAGUUUCAAGACCAACGAGAUCACCCAGGAGAUCUCUGACAGCACACGCAUCUUCAGACUACUGGGAUCAGACAGACGUGCUGACUGUAGAGAUCCAGAUGCUGAGGACAGAGGCCUCAGUCUGCCCAGGGUGGUGGUGCUGGAGAGCAGGCCCACAGACAACCCUACAGCCCACAGCAACCUCUAUAUCCUGGCAGGCCAUGAAAACAGCUACUGAGACACACACAACACACAACACAGAACACACGCACACACACACAUACACACAAAAAAAAACAAAACACACACUCUAAACAGCCUACCACUAAUGCAAACAAGGGAGUAAGCAACUGGGAGACACACACUCAGCCCAACCCCCACCUCUAACCCACCCAGCCUCCACCUUCUCACCCGGGCCUGCCAGCAGUGUAACUGGGAGACGAGCAGUUCGUGGGGUGCAGAUGUGGAUUUUCCCAGUUGCAGACGUUUUAAAAAUGCAGCGCAGUGUUAUACGUGUAUCAGUUAAGCGUGUUGUAGUAGGAACAGCGGGUUGCGGAUCCGUUUUCUGACGGGGCGAGGGUUAAAACAGCUGGUCUGAGGCUAGUUUGGGUUGCAAUAGCAGGGGAAGGGGGUGAAUCACCUCUCUGCAACUUCAACCCAGAAUCCUGAAAUCCAUCCCACCUCCCCCCUGCAUUCUGCACACUGGGAAAACAGCAUCCAGCACAGAAAUUUGACUUCAACACUACUUCUACUACUACUUCUACACACUAGUACUACUACUACUACUGCUAUUUGCGCUAAAGCUUCACAGAACAGCCAUCUUGCACAGAAAAUCUUCCCUUCUCCCCUUUGUCGUCUUUCCCUUGUCUCCUCCUCCCUCUUUCCCUUCUUCCUCCCCCUCCUUUUUUUUAAACUACACCUUUAUUUAUUGUGGCAUGAUGUAACUUUAACAACCAGGAUGGCUUUCCUGUUUUAUUUGUUUUUUUUAAAGGAUAAAAAAGAGAAAACAGACUAAAAAGCUUCGCCACCUCUGCUAGCAUCAAAUUCCAGUACCCGUCACCACACCACACAAGUGCUUAAUUGACCUCUAUUUAAUUGUUGUAAAUAUAAAUGUAGUAUUUUUUGACAGAGACGAACACUAAAAAGACUGGUCGUGUAGAUAGGCGUGUGUAUAGUUGCUCUGUACAACUGUGGAGACAAACGGAGAGACAGACAGGCACGGAGGAGUGAUGGGGCAGUAAAUUCACUUCCCGGUUCCCUGAUCGUGUCAGGUCAGGAAGCAAAGACCCCCCCCACCCUGCAGUCUCCUCAGGUGGACAGCUUUAGUAAUCCAAUAUUACUCUUAAUAAUGAUCUGGAGCUCAGGAUUGGACUGAGCAAACGCAGGAAGCGGCACUGAUUGGUAAUUUCCAUUUUGCAUGCAUCACCAUUGAGACUUCCUGCUCGUAUGCACCAUAGCAACUGUCGUCAGGGCAGCGGGCGUUCUGAGUUCUGUUCAUUUUAGUUUCUUUUUCCUGUUUUGUCAUCAUCCGUUUUGUUUUGUUUUUUGUUUUGUUUUUUUUGUUUUGUUUGUUUUUUUUAAUUCUGUUUUAAUCAGAAAGCUUCAUUUUUUUCUUAAAUGCUAUUUUGUUUAUUUUUAUUGAACCACUGGUGUUAAAAAUUUGCACAGAGGAAAAAAACGUAUUUGAUAAACAAAUGUGAUGUCAUUAUAAUAUAUGACCUUAUGUGUAUGCACAGUGUGUGUGUGUAUGUGUGUGUGCGUAGACAUAGAAUAUGCACAUACGAGUGCAUCAUACAGAUCUGAUCUUUAAUAAGUUACAGUUGUGUUUCUGCCUAAAACCCCUUGAGAUGGGCACUGAGAAAAAAGAUGGAUUUACACAGAAAGAAAAAUCACUUACCCUGUAGAGCUGACAUAUUAACUGUCAGCCAUCAUUUCUAGCAUUAAAUUUAACUGGAGUUUGCACUAUAUAAAUGAAGAAGGAGUUUUUCUGUUAAAACAAUUCCAUAAAUAUACAGAAAUUGCUUUUUUAACAGAUUUUUACCUCUGUGUAAAUCCUUGCAUUUGGUUCAUUUUAGUCAUAUUUUGACUUCAAGCGUCAUUGCUGUGACAUUGUUAAAGACCAUCAUCUGUGUGAAAGAUCACACCACAUGCAUGUAAAUGUGCACUGUGUGGUUGUGGUGUGUAGGAGAGUGCAUGUGGCAGUACACUACCAGUCUUUACAAGCUGUGACACUAGAGGUUGCUUUCAGAGGACGUGAACACUAGUUUAGGUCAAUCUAAGACACCAUCUCUAAUGCUGAAAUCUUACAGAGCUGAAACAUUUGGGUUCAUUUUUCACUUUCCAGAAGCUGAUUUCUCAAAUCAGGUCUUCAUUUUCUCUAUAGAUACAGAGGUGUAAGCUGCAGCAAAUGAACCAAUCAGCUUUGAGAUGAGUCAGAAAAUACAGAAUAUAUACAAGCAAAAACAAAGCACAUGAGUGACUUCAUCAGGUCAAUGUUACACUAAAUACCAUUAAUAUAAUGAUAUAGAUAUAAUUAAUGAUCUCUGCCAUGGCAACAGCGAUUAAUCUUGUUGAGAGAAAGUCUAAAUUUAACAGUAACUACUAUUUUUUUUCUAAACCUUGGAACAAAAUCUGACAGGCUAAAAAUCCUGUGUGUUAUGCCAUCUAGUGGUUAAUAUAUACACAUCUGUGUUCCUUAUCCAAAUGCAGUGCAAUGUUAGACUAUAAAGCCAGGUUACAAACUGAAAAUUUAGAGAUUUACAAUCUUAUCAGUGCUUGACAUCAAAGCUAAAAUCCAGUUGACUCAAGAGAAACUGAAACAAUUAUAGUAUUGUCUUUUAAAAGGUUUGGGGGAAAUGGAAAAUUCAUUCAGCUCUGUACAGACGUGUCACUGGAUGUUACUAAGGUGGUUUUGAAAGGGGUGUGUCACCAUGUUGGGGGACAAUUUAAGGAAAGAAUGUAACAGCUUUCUGUUUUUCCUUGACCCCUCAUUACCCUCUUGCGUGCAGUGAAAUUUGUCACUUUACCAACAUGGCGUCAUGUCCCUCCUCCACACCUCAGUGAUGGAAAUCACACCAAUGCCCCUACACACUAUUUCACCAUGUUUCACUAUGAUUUAUUAAUGGAUAAACAGAUCCUCUCAGUGGAUUCCAGUUCCUGACGCUUUGUCGCACUGUUGCAGUGAACAAAAACAAGCAUAGUCUAGUUAAGUGUGGAGGGUGUGAAUCCACUGUGAGGAUAUAAAUAAUUAGUCUCCUUUUUUAAUCACAUGUGCACACUGUUCUCGUCUAAAAUUGUCCACAGUGUGUUGCCGUACAUCUGUCAGAAAUAUUAAUCAUUAUGACAGCAUAUGAAAUACCAUGUAAUAAGUUGGGAGCAGAAACUGCCUUCCUUUGUAGUGCCCUAUAUGAGACUGAAUGCUGUUUGUAAUUUGAGAUAAAUGUCAAAUCAGCUGAACUCUUCAGGCAGCAGCCUGGUUUGAUACAGAGAUUUGCUCAAAAAAAAAAGAUUAUGUAAUCCAAAACAAACACGGGGGUGAAUCACUACCCCAGACAAGUGUUUUAGCUGUGAUCACGCUAAUACAUGUACUUCUAGCCAACACCCAGUAAUAACGAUGUGUCACAGUUUCUGGCUGCAGCCAAGUUUCAUUCACACAAUCAGGUUAUUUUACAAAAAAUAUUUUCUUUUGUUCAUUCAGCAUCAGAAAUAUAUUAGUUAUACCAAGUUUAUGGCAUAGCCUCACAUUGACAUUGUCAGCCAUAAGGCUUCCAAUAUUUAUAGGCUCACUUAAUUCAAUUUAACUGAUUCCUCACCAUUUGAUUAUUGAAAUAUCACUGGAUUUUAGCAGCAUCAUGUGACUUACUGUUACUGGUUCAUAUAUUUGGGAAAAAAAAAUGAAUCAAACAUUCCUUUACAUUAGGGCUCGGUUUACGCCAAGGAACAUACAUUGUAUGGAUUUUACAUUUUUAAAAAAUGUAAUGCCAAAAUAUGUUGUUGAAAUUUUUUAUGGCCAAAUUUAGAUAGUCUACCUCGUGGUAUGUCCUAAAAAACUGUCUUAUUCAAAAGACAGCCAUCAACAGCGUGUAUGGUUACCGUUAAACAAAACAUGCUCAUGUGUGCGUCCUCUCAGUUGACGAGUAUAAAUGAACAAAAGCUGAGAAAUCAAAACAAAAUACUCAAACCUAUCACAUUAAGACAAAGUGAAUGAGAUUCCACUUUAGGAUUUUCUUUGGAGAUUUUCUUUGUUUCUUAAAAUGCCCAUUUGCUUUGAAUUUAUUUUGAAUUAUGAAAUCUCAAGCCCAAGAAAAAAAACUACUCCUGUAUGAUAGCAGCUCAUCUAAAAUCAUUGCAAGUAUGUAUUGAUUUAGUUGAAACACGCUAUAUAAGCAGCUCCAUUUCUUUCUGUGGGUUCAUUUACUUUUACUUUUGGGGAAACUGUCCAUUUUUGAAAAAUAACAAAAUAAGUUUCUGAGGGAUUGAAUGAUGCUUUGAUUAUUACUAAUGUUCGCAGCCAUAAAUGUUUCAAGAUUAAUCUAUAAUCCCCGAAAGCAGGUGCCAACAUGGCCUUCCUUCGUUGGUUUUGCUGAAAUGUUAAAAAGUCAAUGCUUUAUAACUUCAGCUACUCCUGGGUCAAAUCGUGUGACAGUAAUUCACAAGGAUUGUUUUGAGAUACACCUGAGUUCUUUGCAAAAGCUGUUCCUCCCAAUAUUUAACGAAACACAAGUCUCCCCUGUUCUGUCGCUAUUACAACACCUUUGUCUUUUGUUUUCAUAAUGCAAUGCACACGUUAUGAAAUGUAUAUAGUGUAAAAUAAAAAUGGGUUUGUUUUACAUACUGUAUAAUUGCCUAUAUUUUGUUUCAGAAGUGUAACAGAUUUAUGAGAUGACAGGUUAACACAUUAAAAAGAAGGAACUCAA
Molecule: messenger RNA, 7882 nt
Organism: Lates calcarifer (barramundi perch)
Lineage: Eukaryota; Metazoa; Chordata; Actinopteri; Centropomidae
Product: mitogen-activated protein kinase kinase kinase kinase 3
Exons: 35
Coding region: 205-3204 (999 amino acids)
Biological process (GO): protein phosphorylation
Molecular function (GO): MAP kinase kinase kinase kinase activity; ATP binding
Source: RefSeq, a predicted model, not a curated record